Messenger RNA from Aspergillus udagawae, 1398 nucleotides. RefSeq lists its product as uncharacterized. The coding region runs from base 1 to 1398 and encodes 465 amino acids. Lineage: Eukaryota; Fungi; Ascomycota; Eurotiomycetes; Eurotiales; Aspergillaceae. The record is from RefSeq and is a predicted model, not a curated record. The transcript has 3 exons.
AUGGCCAACACCACAACAACAUCGUCGGGUUGGGUCAACGAACCCGACGGGCGCGGAACAUGGAGCAUCCUCUCGACAUGUCUGCUAACCAUCAUUCUAUGCUGCUGGACAUCCGUCUGCCCCAACAUCCCGGCUAAAUCAGAUGGAUACUGGGCCCGCUUACGGGAUAAAUUCCACCUUGCCUGUAUGGGGAUCCUGGGCCCGGAAUUUCUUUUAAUGUUAGCAAUGGGACAGUGGUCGUCAGCUAGGAAGUCGGUUAAGGAGUUUAGCAGGUUGAAUGAGAAAAGAGGGAAAGGGGAGUGGACGAUGACGCACGCGUUCUAUGCAGAUAUGGGAGGGUUUCUUUUGGAGGGCCAUGGGGUUGAGACUCCCUUUCCGGUUGAUGCGGCGCAGUUGCUUUUUCUGGUUGAGCAGGGAUAUGUGGAGUAUCCAGAAAUAACUCGGGAUGAUAUCGGUGAUAGAAACAAGUCAGAUGGGUUUGCGAGAUUUAUCGCAGUGUCUCAGGCGGUUUGGUUGCUCCUCAAUUGCAUCCUGCGCGGUGCCCAGGGUCUUGCUUUGACAACGCUGGAGCUUACUACGAUCUCCUUUGUCAUCGUCUUCUUCGCAACAUCGUUUUGCUGGUUCUACAAACCGCAAGAUAUAACCAGUACGACUACCGUAACUCUUGCGGCAGAUAUCAAAAGUAUCCGGAAAAAGGUAAACCAACGCCUCUUCUACAGGAGAAAAUGCACUGACCUUGAGGAAAAGCACUGUCCUGCAGAACUCGAAGAAUGGUACACAAAUCCUUUGGAUUUCCUUCAUCCAAACCUCUACGUCUGCCACGUCUUCUGGCGCUACUUCAACCAGAUUCUCCGCCGGAUCCACUGUCCCAUCUUCUCCCGUCCCGUCACCAGUAAACCUUACAACCGCAUACCAAGCGACAGUUUCCCGCAUCUGGAUACGCUAGCUGAUGCCCUCGCUUGUCCGAUCGUCCUCCUCUUUGGUAGCAUGUUUAUGAUCGCUUGGAGCUUUGACUUCCCCUCAUCCCUCGAGCGAAUCUUGUGGCGCAUCGCGUCCUGCUAUACACUGUUAUUCUCCAUCGUUGGCGGCCCAUACGUACAAUUCUGCUAUAAAGUUCUUCUUCCACGGCAUGCUGAGAAACGAAGGGCUGGGGAUGUGGAAGGGACUGUUCCGCAGACGCGGAUGCAGCAUCUCGCUGCGAAGAUGGGAAAUAUUCAUCCUUCGAAGGACCCAAGGUUGGAGAUUCCGCUCUUGGCGCUCAUUCCUGUGACCGUGCUGUGCGCUUUGUAUUGUAUUUCUAGAGCGUAUAUACUCGUUGAGGACUUGGUUGGACUGAGGGACCUACCUGAGUCGGCGUUUGAGACAGUGGAGUGGUCCGUUUAUAUUCCUCAUUGGUAG